GGCAAACAAGGAUGUAGAUUCUAUUGUUUCUUUAGAAUUCUUUCUUUAAAUUUAUUCCGUGCAUUUUGUUUUAUCUCCCCAAAAUUAAUAUGAGGAUGACAACCCUUUUUGUUGUACAUUUCUAAACAACUGCAAUUGUCGGCACCGCUGCGGAAGAGAUAUAUGUCGAUAUUUGCAGCGAUGGCUUGGAGGGCUGAGCAGACGCUCUCUAACAAAGAGGACAGACCCUGUUUGCUGGCGAGCCGAGGACAACAUUGACACAUAGAUCCAUGAUUACAUGCCUACCCUCCAGGCUCCCCGUGCAGUGCCAUGUUGGGAGAACUAAUAUCAGCAAUACCGAUAUUGAAUUAUGUUUGAACAGGCGUUUAUAGUACAUACACAACGAUCUACCUUGGAACAUCCGGAAGUUCGUCCACAAUCGGCUGAACGAGUUCAAGUUCGGAGAGGACCUGAGGCAGGUCCCCCCAUGGUCGAUGAGCGCUUGGUCACACACGGAUUUGGAGAGGCUGAGGAGGGGGCAUGUUUCAGCGCAGGUUGGAAAGUCAUUAAUGCAUGCUCAUGUCCAACUUACUUUGAAGUCAUAGUGCUAAUAAUUGGUUAAAUUUCUACAUAUUAUGUUUACUGACAGUAUUUGAAGUAUUACUAUCCUUUAUGUAACACAGACGUGCCUAAUGAUGAGAAUAUGAAAGCCAAUAGUGUUAUUUCCAAUAAAAUCAUCGGAUGUUCCAUACCAUCAUUGAUCCAGAUUUCAUUUUAAAAAAUCUUUACAGCUAUAAUAAAAAUUAAAAAUUAAAUUUAAUAGAAAAUAAUAUCUUUCAUUAUAAAAAUAAACGAUGUUCUGAUAAACGGUGGUAUGAUAAUAAACGGUGGUCUUAUUGUUUGGUA
Messenger RNA from Nezara viridula (southern green stink bug), 885 nucleotides. NCBI's taxonomy places the organism in Eukaryota, Metazoa, Arthropoda, Insecta, Hemiptera, Pentatomidae. The record is from the annotation of a GenBank genome assembly.